GAGGGCCGUUAUUUUCAUGAUCAUUGUCAAAGGACUUUUAUAAACUUUUCAGCAAAGAAAGUGGGUUUUAUUUGAAGUACAAUUCAAAGAGUGAUCAAAACUGGAUUUAUAUUAAGUUACUAAGGCAUCUAUUUGCUGUAAUUUGAUAUUUAAUUUAAGUGAAUUACUAAAGAAAGAUGGUGACUGCACAUACACUGUUGCUUUGAGACUUGUAAGAUGUGAUUAGUCACAGGGAUUGUGCUGUGAACGUAUAUAUAUGAAAAACAUUCGUAAUGGUACAGAUAUGUUGUGAAUAUUAGACCAGGAUCAGGAAGAUAAAUAUAUUUACUGUUACAAAAAUGACAGGAAUGAUCUCUUAAUUCUUGGAACAAUUACAGUAUGUGCACAAGUGAUUUAAUACGAUAUGAAAAGGGGAGGUAAUUUAGAUAAGGAUUUUAAAUUUUAUCAGUAAUAAUUACCUAAAGACUACAUGGAUUUUAUUUUUCGUUUGUUCGAUUCUAAAAAUAUUUUUUUAUAGAUUUUGUUUGUUGUUUUUGUGAUAAAAACUAGCGAUUUAUUAUGAGUGAUAUAGUUUUGAACGAGGUGAAACGUUCGGACUCGAACUGUAGCCGAGUGUCGUCUGCUGGAAGUAAUGUGUCGUCUGAACCUUCCUCUCCGGGAGAAGCUUUUAAAGACUUGAAACUUCGUAAAACCGGAGGUGAAAUAUUGCUAUCUCGAUAUCUAAAGUUUGUGAAUCCGGAACAGUCAGGGUAUGUUGGUUUUGCCAAUCUCCCGAACCAGGUUCACAGAAAGUCUGUGAAGAAAGGAUUCGAGUUCACACUCAUGGUUGUUGGAGAGUCUGGGCUGGGUAAAUCAACAUUAGUUAACAGUUUGUUCCUGACAGAUCUCUACCCAGAGAGACUGGUACCUACAGCUAGUGAGAAGAUUCAACAAACUGUAAAAAUAGAUGCCUCAACUGUUGAAAUAGAAGAACGAGGGGUCAAGUUACGAUUGACUGUUGUGGACACACCUGGAUUCGGCGACUCAUUAAAUUCUGUAGACUGUUUUAAACCAAUUAUACAGUAUGUAGAUGAUCAGUUUGAACGUUACCUUAACGACGAGAGUGGUCUAAAUAGACGACAUAUUAUAGACAAUCGUGUUCACUGUUGCUUCUAUUUCAUAAAUCCAUCAGGGCAUGGUUUACGUCCAUUAGAUAUAGCAUUUAUGAAAGCAGUUCACCAUAAAGUCAAUAUAGUUCCAGUUCUUGCCAAAGCAGACCUGUUAACUAAAAAAGAAGUGCUAAAUCUCAAGAAAAAGGUUAUGCAACAAAUAGAACAACAAGGUAUCAGUCUAUACCCACUCCCAGACUGUGAUGAUGAUGAAGAUGAGGAUUAUAAAGAACAGUGCCGACAACUCAAGGCGGCAGUUCCGUUCGCUGUUGUAGGUUCAAACACUAUCAUAGAGGUGAAGGGUAAGAAGGUCAGAGGUCGAAUGUACCCAUGGGGCGUUGUUGAAGUGGAGAACCCAGAUCACUGUGAUUUCAUCAAACUUAGAACUAUGCUCAUAACGCAUAUGCAAGAUUUACAAGAAGUAACGCAGGAAGUACAUUAUGAGAACUUCCGUGCAGAAAGACUUGCCUCCGGUGCCCCUAUGCCAGCUAAAAAACCUAGUUCCCGUCGUCGCAUUGUUGAGGAACCAGUCGAUCGCACUCAAAAUAGAAAUGACAAUCAAGUUGACCAGAGGGAACAAGCUCUUCAGGAAAAGGAAAAGGAGUUGAGAAAAAUGCAGGAAAUGCUGGCCAAAAUGCAAGCAGAGAUGGAUGCUCAGAAAGGGGGCACACAAAAUGGUGUCAGGUCUCACAAUGUAUAGAAGAUUGUCGAUGUUUUUCAACUACCGCAUAAUGAACAAAUGGACUGCUGAUAGAUUAAAACAAAUAUGCCAUUUGCUUUCUAGUUUACAUGUACAUGUAUAUGACAUUCGUAAAUGAUAGUGCUACCAUAGUUGUUCAGCCAUUUUACUGGUCAAAAAAAAAGGGAAAACAAGAAGAAAAUAUUCGGCUAUUCACAGAUGUUUGGAAAAGAUGUUUUGAAUUAAUAGAUUGUAAAGUUUGCAGAAUUUUUUUUUUCAUUUAAAUGAAUUUUUCAAUUAUUGUGUUUAAUUUUUGACGGAUUUUCUUAUUUUGCAAGAUUUUCAAAGUUUAACUCGUACACCUGUUACUACAUAAUGUAAUGGACUUGGUCCAGCUUUUAAUUCAGAAUAGUUCAUUAUUAAGUUUUAGGGGUGUCAGGCGAAAAAUAAUAAAUUUUAGUGAAUGAUUUUAUAAUUUUUUCUUUUUUGAAGGACAUUGGUAAAAGUUUGGAAGGUGUUGGCCUGAAGUUUUUGAUGCGUUAAUUUGGAAUAAUAAUAUUAUACUGUAUUUUAUAUGUUGAUGUGACAUGCCAUUUUUUUAGAAUUUUUUUUUUAUUCAUCAUACUUUAUGUUAAAGACAAUGUCAUAGAGAUAAGUGGUCCAAACAUCAGGUUCUUUAACAUUUUUACAAGGUAUUACAUGUCCGUUGCCUUUACAGGGUCCACUGUUUAUGUUUUUCAUGUAUAUUAUAAUUCAACAGUGUUGCUUUGGAAAUGUGUUUGAACAUAUAGAUUUUUGUUUCUUGCCAUGUUCUGGUUAUUAUUCCAUCUCAUUGCCAAAUACUAGUAUUUGGGCACCAUUUUUAUUUUGUUCUUGAAUGACUUAGAGAUGGAUAGAUUGUUCUUGUUUAGAAGAUUAUAUUAUAUAGAGGAUAUUUGUUUAGGUCAGUGUAAGAUCUGGAUAUAUUUCACCGAAUGAGCACCAAAAGGUAUAUUUCACGAGUGGCACAGCCACGAGUGAAAUAUUAACUUUUGGUGUUCACGAGGUGAAAUAUAUCCAGAUCUUACACUAAACAAAUUUUCUUUUUAUUAUAUGCAAAGAAAUGUGUAAAAAAAACAUUUAACCUAAUACUAAAUAAAAAGUGCGCCAAAUAAUAGUUAUGUGAUGUCAUUUACUAUGUCACAUCAUUAAGUUGUUUUCCAGUAAUGUGCAGGCUGGUAUUUCACUGAAAUAACCUCAAAACAGUGAAAAAUAUCAAAUUGAUAAUUUCACUGUUUCAAACAGUAAAAUAUUAUGUAUUUCACUGAUAUAUUUCUAUAAACCACCAAAAAGCAUGUAAUAAAUUGUAUACUAAGCCUUGGUCCGAGGUUAUAAAGAAUUUUUCUCAGCUCAGACUGGUAACUCGGAUAUUUGAUUGGUCGAAAACUGCCACAGAACUUGCACUGACCAAUGAAAAUCCUAAGAUCUGAGACAGAGCUCAGAAAAAUGUUUUCAUAAUAUCAAAGCCAGAUCUCUGUAAAAUAGAUUGAUGACAAGAUAUUUUGUCUUAGAAAUAAGUUUGAAUCUCUUACUAUGUUUUCAUUUAUAUUGUUUGUUUUCUACAACCAUGUACAUGUAUGUUAGAGGCGUCCGUGGCCGAGUGGUUAAGGUCGUUGACUUCAAACCACUUGCCCCUCACCGCUGUGGGUUCGAAUCCCGACAGGGACUUUGGAUUCUUUCAAGUGAGGAAGCUAUCUAGCUAGCUUACGGAACGUUGGUGGUCCUACUCAGGUGGCUGUUCGUGCUAGAUUAAUGCACAGAAUGGCACCUGAGGUCUUCCUUCACCAGUAAAGCUGGAACGUCGCGAUAUGACCUAUACUGUGUUGAUGUGACGUAAAACCCAAAAACAAACAUGUAUGUUGCCUAGUAACUGUACAUGUGCCAUGUAUUCAUAAUUGGUAUUGGUCCCACCGUUUACAUAUAUUAGUCAUUGCUUUGAGGGCGUUAUGUUUAUGUUGUAUAAAGGCCAACUUUGAAAAAUUGUUGGUAAAUUUUUAUUAAAAAAUCUGAAAAUUCAAAUAACUUUUCUCAAGUUUGAACGCAAAAAUAUUUUUUUGCGUUAAAAGAAUAGUGCAAAAUGUUAAAACCUUUGGUUGGUUACCCUGUAUUAUUUUAAAGCCAGAAUUAAGCUCUCUUGUAUUAUUUACAAACAUAUCCAAUCCUAAAUCUGACUGUUCAAAAGUAUUUUAUUUACAUUUUGCAUUGUGUAUCAGAAAUUAGAUUAUAUACAUGUAUAAUUUUGUUACCUUUCCCUAGAUUUUUGUAUUUUUCUCAAAAAAAAAGCCAAAAAAGUUACAUUAUUUUAAGGUAGAAAUUUGCUGAUCUCCGUUUUUUCCAUUAUUUUAUAAAAAAAAGAUUGAAGUUUCUUGUUUGCUUCUUCCAUUAUGCUCAGAAUAGGCUCAGUGAAUGCUCAUAAAAUGGGACAUGAGUUACCUCCCCUCAUGGCCAUAAAAUGAAAUUUUAGGACAAUGAUGGUGUAUCGUGUUUGACUAGCUGUAGGCAGUUAUUUUUAGAGCAAUUCGACAAGUUUGUACUUAGCAAGUAAUUGUAGAUAGUUUUUCCAAGAAAAAAACCCAAAAAUAGUAGAAAAACCUAAGCAAUAAGGGCUGUUAAGUUGGAAAAUUUGAUACUAUUUUUAGGUCAUUAUGUGUAUAUGUAGGAUUUUUUUAUAGUAAAUGUAACUGAUUCUCAUAUUUCAUAUGGUGUGAUGUUUUUUUUAUGUUUAUAUGUACAGUUUCUUAAGGAUCAACUUGGUAAAUGAGGCAUAUAAAGUUUGUGCAAUAUUAUCUGUUAUGAAUUCUUUCAACUUCUAACUUUGUAUGUUAUAAUUAAUCAGUGUAUAGUAAUUAUUUUCCUUGUCCCCUUCCUGAAUUUUUAGAAUGGACUUGCCCUUUGGAAUUGGAAUAACCCAUUGUCAAUACAAGGGGCAUAACUGAUGAAAUGUUGUUAAACUUUGAGCAACGGACUGUAUAUUAAACUAAUAGAUAAAAAAAUGCGUUAAAUAAAUUUAUAUAAUUAUCAGUUGUAUAAUUAUCAAUUUGCGAGUGAUAUUGCUAUAAAUUGUAUCCAAUCUUUUAAAACCUCUCGAUGAAGGUUUACUAUCAUUGGUCAGUAUUGAAUAUUAAUAAACCAAUGAAAUGCUAGCUUUUAGACCGGUUUCCAAAACCUGAAAUAGAAACAUUAGAUAUCAGUUUUCAAGUAGACUGCUUUUUAUUUUUUUACAUUUUCACAAUGUUUGUCUUUUUUCACAUAAAUAAUAUUAAUAAUAUUUAUGAAAAGUUUUUUUUGAAACUUUCUUUUUUCUGGACUGUGCCAUCUUGUUGUUGUCUUCCAUUUCUCAAGAUUUAUUUUUAAGAAAAAAUUAUUCAGACAUUCAAGAAUUUAGAACUUCAAUUUUACCCCAGCUGCUAAUUUCCAGAUGCCAUUUAUUUGUAUAUUUUACGUAAAAUGUGAUUUGAAAUUAGCAGGCAAAAAUCAGGUUCAAGUAUAUCAUCAACUUUAGAUAUAUAGUGCCUUCUUUGUAACAAAUAAUAACAAGUUUUAUUUCAUUUUUCACUGCUUAUAUUUUUUCUCUGUAUUAUUUUGUAUCUACAUGUAUUUCAUGUGUAUUGUAUGAGAAACCAUGCAUAAAAUAAAAAUCAAACAUUUAUCUGUAAAUGAUGUAUAAAUUACAUUGUAGUCUCUUUUACUUCAAAUAUUAAAAUGAUAAGAAACA
Ruditapes philippinarum (Manila clam) is the source of this 5581-nucleotide messenger RNA. RefSeq names its product septin-2B-like. NCBI's taxonomy places the organism in Eukaryota, Metazoa, Mollusca, Bivalvia, Venerida, Veneridae. Gene Ontology annotation, biological process: regulation of exocytosis; cytoskeleton-dependent cytokinesis; cell division. The transcript has 14 exons. The coding region runs from base 559 to 1848 and encodes 429 amino acids. Gene Ontology annotation, molecular function: GTPase activity; GTP binding; molecular adaptor activity. The record is from RefSeq and is a predicted model, not a curated record. Gene Ontology annotation, cellular component: microtubule cytoskeleton; cell division site; septin complex.